AUGAAUGAUUUUUCGGAAUCAGAUACUCCAUUCAGCUUCGAACAGUUAUUAUAUGGAGAUGAUUGGCAGAGGUGGGACACUUAUCCGAGCGUUGAUGUUAAUGCCAACUCAAUAGAGCCUAAUCAUUCGAUGGUCGAGAUGAACCAUGAUGGUAUGACAAUAGAUGCUACUCCAAUUUCAAUGAUAUAUCCAAUGGAAGAAACAUUCGAGCAGUGGUUACAGACACUGGCCAAUGGAUCAUUUGAAAUACCAUCAUAUGAAGAACUCAACUUCACGUAUGAGAUAGGAGAUGUCUGCAUUGGUGUAGACGUUGAUAUCAUUGAGGGGAAUCUGAAACGAAGAAAGUAUGAAGAUCGUUCUGGUCAAGCGGAGAAGUGUGUGAUAUGUCUCGAUGAACUUAAGUGCAAUGAUGAGGCUUCUACACUGGCAUGUGGGCAUGAUUUUCACUACGAGUGUAUCAAAAACUGGCUAAUGGUCAAGAACAAGUGUCCUCUUUGCAAGCAACAAGCUCUUUAA
Molecule: messenger RNA, 516 nt
Organism: Brassica napus (rape)
Lineage: Eukaryota; Viridiplantae; Streptophyta; Magnoliopsida; Brassicales; Brassicaceae
Product: probable E3 ubiquitin-protein ligase RHG1A
Exons: 3
Coding region: 1-516 (171 amino acids)
Cellular component (GO): nucleus
Molecular function (GO): ubiquitin protein ligase activity
Source: RefSeq, a predicted model, not a curated record